CGAGCCGAGCUUCCAGUGCACAACAUCGCGAACCUCGCCGCGAAACUCGCUACUCAUCGGCAGCCGUACUCAAGUCAGCUGUAGGAAGGAUACUCGUUCGGGCCACAGCUUUUGUGAAGUCAUAGUUCAAAAAUGAUGAAAUUCAUCGCAGUGUUCGCCGCGCUGAUCGUCGUCACCUCGGCCCAGAUCCGCCCGCUCCCCCUUCCGCUGCGGAACCCGGGAGUCUACGGUGGUGGUGGUCCCGAGGCUAGCGCCGUCAUACUGAACCAGGUGUACGAACCGAACCCGGACGGGUCGUACAUCUACAGCUACGAGACGAGCAACGGGAUCCGGGCCGAGCAGCGCGGGUUCCUCAAGAAUCCCGGAACUCCUGGCGAGGCGCAGGUCAUGCAGGGAUCCUACUCCUACACCGGCCCGGACGGGGUCGUCUACACGAUUAGCUACAUUGCCGACGAAAACGGAUACCGUGCCGAGGGUGCGCACAUCCCUUCGGCCCCGCGGUACAACCCUCGCUAUCCGGGGCAGUUCCAGUAAGGUGAAGGCCCCCCUAGGUUAAGGCGACCCAGCGUGUCCAUCGCGGUUCGGUAGCGAAGUUUGAUAUUUAUUGGCUAAAAGAGCGCAUGGCAAAAGAUCAUCGCGAACGCGGGUCCCGGGUCGCUGCGUCCGCGCCACCGGUAUGAUGCUUCCAAAUCCAUUAUCCCCAUUACCGGUGGCCAGCCCUCACCUCACUGCAAUUGCAUUCCAUCGACUCAUCGGUCAAGCGGGGCGGUGCGUUAGACCAGACCGACUGGGGACCUAACGGCCGCCCGCCCCGGGGCCACGAUGGGCGGUGAUUUGUUUGAAUAUUUUUCCCCGUCCUUAGACGCUCUCUGACUCGCGCUCCGGCGCGGAAUAUUCGCACAUCCCAUUACGCCAGCCCAUGACACUUCGGCUGAUCAGCGUCACAUCGAAGACAUUUGAUUGCGAGCAGAAAAGUAGCCAGCGGCCGUCCCAGCAGUCGCUUUUGUACAGAAAACUUUAUCACCCGUCCUUCGGGCGAAGUGCGUCGUUCGCUCUUUCUCGUUCAUGCAUCAUUCGCCCUAGCUCAUGUAUUUGUAUAUUUUUUCUUUUUCUAUAUUUUGUAUUGAAAUUCAAAUAAACCAGCAAAAGCCUUCACAAAGUAGGCCACAC
Messenger RNA from Anopheles cruzii, 1170 nucleotides. Its product is annotated as endocuticle structural glycoprotein SgAbd-2-like. Gene Ontology annotation, cellular component: chitin-based extracellular matrix. The coding region runs from base 133 to 534 and encodes 133 amino acids. Gene Ontology annotation, molecular function: structural constituent of chitin-based larval cuticle. Lineage: Eukaryota; Metazoa; Arthropoda; Insecta; Diptera; Culicidae. The record is from RefSeq and is a predicted model, not a curated record. The transcript has 2 exons.